AUCAGACCUUUCUACUUAUCAAGCUAAGUUUUCAGUAAAAUGGUUCUUUUUACUAUUUCAUUCACUAGCGUACGAGAAUAAGAGCAUAUAAAUUUAUUAAAAUGAAAUUAGAGGAAUAUAUUGAUAAAAAAUUCAUCUGAAACAUAUGACAACUUUAGUUAGAUAGUUUCUCUAUGCGCGCAACGCGUAAUGUCUAGGGUUAUGUUUCUGUAUGUGUUAGAGUACACAUUAGUGCUAUGUGUAUUUGAUACUAAUUAUAUAUGUAAAUUGAAAGACAGGAAAUUGUAUUAAAUUGUAUAGUUUUAUGCAUUGUUUUUCGUUGUAUUAAAUAUGUAGAAGUUAUUAUGUUAUGGAACUUAUAAAGUCGUUAAAUAGUUGUGUAUUUUUGUUAUUGAACACAACGAUAAAUGUGAAAACUCGUAAUAUAUAUAUCAGUUUGUGUUAAAUGUAAAAAGGAGUGUGCUGGCUAAUUAUCGUUUGCUGUUAAUAAAAUCUCUAACUUGAAUUACAUUUUCUUAACAUAUGUACUUGUUAGCUGAGAUAGUAUAAUUAUCAGUUAAUAUACAAAACAGUAAAAAAAAAUGUCAUUUGUGAAUGAUGUUAAUAUUUACAAAAAAAUGAUUUCUCAAGAGAUCAUACAAAAACCAUGUACUAUAAAUGAAACUUCAGCAGAAUUUAUGGUUCUACCCAAAUGUGAACACUCGGAAGAAACAUUGAUUGUUGGUGAAGAAAUAAUUGUAGAUGAAAACAUAGAUAUUAAUCAAAUGUCAGAGGAAGUAAUUUGUAAACAGAAAGAUACUUCUGAAUAUUUUGAAGAAAGUAUGAAUACAACAAUGUCUGUUGAAUAUGCGGAAGAUGCUAUAUCAUUAUCUGAAGAAAAUACACCUAGGCAAAAAUGGCUUUCAAAUGAUGUCAGUAAGGAAGAAUUGUUGCUUUCAGAAUCAGAGGGAAGUGAAGCAGAAACAUAUAAUAAAGUAAUAAUUGAUGAUCAAGAUGGAGAUGAGGAAACAAUAGCUACAUUUGUAACUGCCGCUGGUCAACAAUUAGCAUUAUAUGCGGUUGAAGAUUCAGAUGAAAUUUUUGCUGUAGCAGUUUAUGAUGAAUCUGGUGAACCACCAACAAAUUUUCAAUUUCUCAUGAAAUCAGACGUUGAAAGAUUAAUAGGUGAAGGCGCAGUUAGAACUGUUAAAAAACCAACACAGAUAAAAAGACAAUUACUGACUACUGAGUCACCAAUAUUUUUUCCUAAAAAUGAACCAAUAAAUGAUAUGUCAAUGGAUAAUGAAAAUAAAAUCAUAUCAAAUGAAAAUGAAAGGAUACAAGAAAAAGAAUAUAUAUUGGAAGAAAAUUCAAAUUUAAUGAAACAUUCUAAUUUAAAUUUAGGUACAAAACGAGUUUCUAAUAUUAUAUAUGCAACAGAUGAAAAACAACCAGAUGUAACAUAUUUAAUGAUGGAUGAUUGUUCUGCAAAUAUGGAUAAUUCUGAAGAAUAUCAGGAAGAUGAUAAAAGUGAUAGUGAACUUGUAGAACAAUCAACUGUGCAAUACAUCUUAUUCGAAGGUGAUCAAUCUGAUUCUGAACUAACAUUCGAUGAAAUUCACAAGACUCUUCAAAAUUUGAAAGCAAAUGCAGCAAAAAAGCAAAUGAAUAAAAAGAUCAUUAAUAGAGAUCAAAAUAAUUUUGGAAAUCUCAAAGAAACGGAGUAUGAAACUUCAGUGUACCAAAAUUCUAAUGUGUCUAAUAAGAUGUCUAAUAGUUUAACAAAGAGAAAAUUCAAUCUGUUAGAUAGUCAACAGGAAUUAUUGGAGACAUUAGCAAAUUCAUCAGCAGAUUUAAUGCCAAGUAGUACAAAUUUAGAUAUAUCAAAUGGUUCAAUUGAAUAUACAUCACCUGAGUCGUCACAAAUACAGUACAAAACUAAGCGAUCCCGGAAACAACAAUUAAUUUCUGUAAAUCGCGAAGAUUCCGAAAUUAUUAUACAACCAGCAUCUCUUCUAACUGAAGAAGACAAUAAUGUUAGGAAAAGAGUAAGACGAAAUAAAAGAGUAGCUCAUUCUAGAUAUCGUCAAAGAAAUACAGACUCGAAAAGAAUAAAAAAGGUCAAGCGAAAAGAAGUUGAAAUUAUUGAAAUUGAUAUUGAUGAAGAAGAAAGUAUCCUGCAGUCAGAACGGGAUGUUGUUGAAAUAACUAUAGAUGAUAGUAAAGAUAAAUAUUCUAGCGAUAAAGAAAAUGAAAUUAUAAUGGUUGGAGAUUCCGAUGACGAAUCACAACAAUCGAAUUCAAAAGCAAUUUUAUUGCAAUGUCAACAUUGUUUAAGAAAUUUUAGACAACAAAGAGCUCUAGAAACUCAUUUGCGAGUUUGUUCGAAAUCACCCUCUAAUACAAUACGGUUUAAUGAACAAAAAUUGAAACAUGCAAAUGGAACGACUGAAGAUACUGUUAAAAAACAAUACGCUUGUAAAAUAUGUCAACAAAAAUUCGAUGUAGUGGUAGCGUUAGCCCGUCAUGUACGUUCAGAACAUUCUCAAAGAAAAAAACGUAGAUUUAGUAAACUAUCAGUUGAACGACCAUCCAUAGAAAUUAAAGAAAAGAAGGAACACAUUGAGCCAAAAAAACAGACUAUAAUUAAAAAGAUUAAAAGAAAAAGAAAUCAAAGACCAAGAUGCACCUGGGAGGUAAAAAAAUUAAGUUGUUCUGAUUGUGGAAGGUGGUUUCCCAGUGCUGCUUUAUUAAGAGCACAUUGUUUACAACAUGGAACAAAAAAAUCUGAACAACAAAUACGCAGAUGUCAGAUAUGUAAGAAAUUAAUUAGAUCUAGAUUACUUUUUGUACAACAUUUGAAGAAACAUAGAAAUUUACAAAAAAAUAUAAAAUCUGUACCAAAUAUUCAAAAGAAGUUACACACAACUAGGUCAGUGACAAGUAAAAUUACUACACUCAGAAAGCGGGGACGUUCGCGAAAACUUUGAUCUCUUCAAAUAUCAACGCAUGAAAUUUAUAGAAAUUGGUGAUAUAUGACAGAUAUUGUUGCUAUUUCUUCUAAUGUGAAAUAUGUAUAAUAAUAUGUUCAUACUUCCAAUAAAAGUUGGAAAUAUUUAUAUGUUCA
Messenger RNA from Bombus pascuorum, 3106 nucleotides. RefSeq lists its product as uncharacterized. The transcript is spliced from 8 exons. The record is from RefSeq and is a predicted model, not a curated record. NCBI's taxonomy places the organism in Eukaryota, Metazoa, Arthropoda, Insecta, Hymenoptera, Apidae. The coding region runs from base 582 to 2969 and encodes 795 amino acids. Gene Ontology annotation, cellular component: nucleus.